Mizuhopecten yessoensis (Yesso scallop) is the source of this 5723-nucleotide messenger RNA. RefSeq names its product histone demethylase UTY-like. Gene Ontology annotation, biological process: regulation of gene expression. Gene Ontology annotation, molecular function: RNA polymerase II cis-regulatory region sequence-specific DNA binding; histone H3K27me2/H3K27me3 demethylase activity; chromatin DNA binding. NCBI's taxonomy places the organism in Eukaryota, Metazoa, Mollusca, Bivalvia, Pectinida, Pectinidae. The transcript has 25 exons. The record is from RefSeq and is a predicted model, not a curated record. The coding region runs from base 638 to 4306 and encodes 1222 amino acids. Gene Ontology annotation, cellular component: MLL3/4 complex.
AGGGAAUACUGUAACACCUUCAGCAUUAUCAUAGACAUGGUAAAACCUAUUAGUGUUACCUUAUAGUUGUAUACAGCCCACUCCCAGUGGUAAGGUCGUUAUGAGUGGUGGGUUGGUCGGGGAGUGACCACUCUGAUGUUUAAAGUAUAAAGGUGUUUCUGUAUGUUUGCCCAUCCCAGAAGUUAGACUGUACAUAUACGUGACUGUGACAGGUACUUAGUCGACAGUUAAGAUGUUAAUCAGCAGCAGUAGCUGGAUACAUUGAUGUCUCCCAACCCAGCAGAGUUAUGACAGCAACAGUAACUAGUCGUGUCACACUUCCACCUGCGAUGUUACCUGUGAUGCUACCCCACAGUCUGUUACCUACAUACCUGUCGUAGCAUCAUUGUUGUAUCUCACCUGUGGAUGGAACAUAUUCCAUUGAUAGCUGGUCAAUCAGUGGAUACCUGUAAACCCUUAAAAUCACAUAAAGGAAGAACUUACCUGGUCUUAACGAAGAUAGAUACCUGUGUUGAACUUCCUUGGUAUUAACAAAGAUAACAACUACAGAUACCUGGCUACCAAGGCAUUCCAGGAGGUGUUGUACAGGGAACCAGGGUUUAGCCAGGCUAACGAGGUCCACAUUAGGCUUGGAUUGAUGUCCAAAGUCGCCGCCAACUAUGACGCAAGCUUGAAGCACUUUCACCAGGCCCUGAGAGACUCCAACCCCUGUUCACUUUCCAAAGCACAAAUUCGUCUUCAAAUUGCUCACAUCCUCGAAGCCCAGGCAAAAUAUAAACAAGCUAAAGAAUCUUAUGAACAGUUUGCAGACCUUGAUAGUUCUGAGGAUUCUGUUAAAGCCACAGCUCUGAAACAAUUAGGUUGGCUCUUCCAUACUGUUGACCAGCUAGGGGACAAGAAUACUCGUGAAGGACUUGCUAUCCACUAUCUAAAGGAAUCAUUGGACGCCGACGCUACCAACGGCCAGACUUGGUAUCUCCUUGGAAGGUGUUUCUCAAGCCUAGCCAAAGUCCACGAUGCCUUUGUGUCCUACAGAAACUCUAUCGACAAGUCGGAGGCCAGUGCUGACACCUGGUGCUCAAUAGGAGUACUUUAUCAGCAGCAGAACCAGCCUAUGGAUGCCCUGCAGGCCUACAUAUGUGCUGUGCAGUUAGACAAGUCCCACACUGCGGCAUGGACUGACCUCGGGAUCCUGUACGAGUCCUGUAACCAGCCCAUAGACGCGCUCACAUGCUACCUUAAUGCUACUAGAAACAAAGAAAACUUCAACUCUAAUUUGGCAACAAAAAUAAAAUUUCUUCAGCAGAACCUUGAUAGUGUUAGAGUGCAGUUACUUCAGAAUAAGCCUAGAACUCUACCUAGCAUAGAAGAAGCUUGGGCUCUGCCCAUUCCAGCAGAACUCACGUCUCGCCAAGGGGCCACUGUGACCCCACAGCAACAGCUGGGAAAGGCACAGAUGAUGCACUCCCAACCCUUGGGGCCACAAUCUGGAAUGGCCCCUAACUCUGUGUCUCCUGGACAACAAGGGUCAUUUGCCGGGACAACAGGAGGCACAGAUGAAGGGUCUGUCAAAAAGAAAAAAGGACCAUCACGCAAAAGGCCUGCCACAGACCCGCUGGACCCCCCUACUCCACCUCCUAUCCAGUAUCUAACCCCCCAACAGAUGCAGAUGCUUCACAGGUUGCAGCAGAACCAGUCAUCCUUGGAUCACCAACAGAGGCAGCUCCUCCAAAACCUGCAACAUCAAUACUUCCUUCAGCAGCAGCACCAGUCUAAGAUGCAGCAGGCACAGCAGCACUCCCCAGGAGGUCCUGGUGGCCCGGGGGGCCCUAUGCCUAUGUUUGGGCCUAGGUCUUCCCCAGGGGCCCGUCCCCUUCAUCCAUUCCAUGCCUUCCCUGGGGCCAUGACGACUCCCUCACCUGUAGGGUUGCAAAGCCCUAUGAGCGGGAUGGGUUUACAGCAUGGGAUGCCUCCUGGCCAAGGAGUGAUUAAAAGUGAACAUGGAAACUCGGAGCUAGGGAAUGAGGCAGCUAAAAUGCCACCCCCACUUCCCCCUGGCUAUGACAGGAUGGGACACGGACAAGGGGGACCUCAUGGACAUGGUCUGGAUAUGCUCAAUGGGAUGCCACAUCGCAGCCCCCAUCCAGCCAUUUCAGGAAGUCUACCUCAGACGCAGCAGCAAGGCAACAUUCCAGGCAAUAUAGCACCAAUGCCACCAUCGUCUCAGGGAACUGUGCCUCCCCACUCCAGCCUGUCACCGCUAAUGGUCAACGCCCCACACACAGCUGGUUUCCAAGGCAGCAACAACAGCCAGCGACCAAUGGGUUCAAACAACAUGUCAUCAUCACCAUUGUCAUUGUCAUCAUCAGAUCAGGGACUGCCAAAAGACCUUCAGAGUUUUGUCACUGAUCAUUGGAACAAGAGUGACAUGGCUUUAUUAUCGUCCCGUGCCGACGAUCCUACCUCAAUCGCGGAGGGCUUGCUAGCGCAGUUUUCCUGUGGCCCAACAUCAGACAAUAAAAAACCUGCAGAGCAGGUCACACUGCACACUACAAGUGGCGAUCCUAGUCACUUACCCACUCACACAACACCACAAUCAAGAGACAUUAGUUUAGGUAGUGAUGUGUCCAGUGUACAUUCCUCUGUGUCUCAGGAUAGCGCCAAACAGGAGGAGGAGAUCACUCCAGGCUCCUUUUCCCAGCGGGAAUACAGUGUCAAGUGUGAUAUAGACUCCAAACGAACGGGAAUUACAAUUCAGUCCCGUGUCAUCCCAUCUACUUGUAAUCUCAACAUCUCCAUGAGUGGGAGAGAAAUACUCAAAGCCUGCAAGGGUCAUGGAAAGAAUGGUAUCACGACAAAUUUACUGGGAGAUCGGUGUCCACCUCGCCCUCCCUCACCACCAUACCCCCCACUCCCUAAGGAGGCGCUCAACCCCCCUACUCCCAGUGUUUAUCUUGAGACCAAAAAAGAUGCUUUUUCUUUAGAACUCCAACAGUACUGUUACUCACAGCCAGUUGUUGUGAUUCGUGGACUUGCAGGUGCUCUCAAGUUAGACCUUGGUCUAUUUUCUACAAAAAGUUUGGUGGAGGCUAAUGCUGAUCAUCCUGUUGAAGUCAGAACUCAGAAAAUGCAAGCACCAGAUGAAAACUGUGAUAUCUACGGGAACCGUAUGUGGCGCUGUGACAGUAGUCGAGGCCACACCACCGUCGCCAAAUAUGCUCAGUACCAGGCGGCAUCCUUCCAAGAGUCUCUCAGAGAGGAAAAUGAAAAAGUCAAAGGUACACAUAUCCAAAAGGACUCAGAUAGUGAUUCUAACUCCUCUUCAGGACCAAAACAAAAGAAGAGGAAAAUGAUAAAAUUUGGUACAAAUGUUGAUCUUUCGGAUGAGAAAAAAUGGAAACCCCAAUUGAUGGAGCUGACAAAGUUACCCGCAUUUGCUCGCGUUAUCUCCGCCUCGAACAUGAUGAGUCACGUCGGCCACACGAUACUUGGCAUGAACACAGUGCAGCUCUAUAUGAAGGUUCCAGGGUCACGCACACCAGGCCACCAAGAGAACAAUAACUACUGUUCUAUCAAUGUAAACAUCGGGCCUGGGGACUGUGAAUGGUUCGGGGUACCAGAGCCAUACUGGGGCAUGAUCCACAACAUGUGUCAGAAGAACAGCGUGGACUACCUGACAGGGUCCUGGUGGCCAAUGUUAGAGGAUCUGUAUGAGGAGGACAUCCCUGUCUAUAGGUUCAUACAGAAACCUGGCGACCUGGUCUGGGUCAGUGCUGGCACCGUCCACUGGGUACAAGCUGUGGGUUGGUGUAACAACAUUGCAUGGAAUGUGGGUCCAGUUAAUGCUAGACAAUACAAGCUCGCCUUGGAGAGGUACGAGUGGAACAAACUCCAAAACUACAAAUCCAUUGUACCCAUGGUGCACCUCACCUGGAACAUCGCACGCAACCUCCACAUCUCCGAACCAAAGUUUUUUGAGCUUGUCAAGUCGUGUUUACUGAGGUCGUUACAACAGAUCCGCUUCACCCUGGACUUUGUAGAAAACCUUGGUGUUGAGGUGAAGUGGCACGGCCGCUCCGAGACCGAGGCAGCUCACUACUGUAAUGAAUGCGAGGUGGAAGUGUUUAAUAUCCUGUUUGUGACUGAACAAGAUAAGAAGUUUGUGGUCCACUGUCAGGAUUGUGCACGGAGGAUCAGCCCCGUGCUGGACGGAUUUGUCGUUUUAAAUCAGUACAAACUUGAUGAACUGUGUGAUGUCUACGAUAAGUUUCAGCAUCAUACAAAUGUUGCAGCACUGUCAAGUUGAAAGUGAGACUUGAUGUGAAUGUGUGUAGCUGUAGGUGUCCUGGUAAGUGAAGCCCAAAGACAGAGAGGAGGAAGGGAGAAGAAAUACCAAAGACAGAAAGAAGGAGGGAAGAGAACAUGUGUGACCUUUACAAGCAAUCAAAAGGACACGAAGAACAGGAGGCCCUGACUUGAAGAAAGAAAGACAAUGUGAAAGACAAAAAGAUUUUACCUUUUAGAGCAAACAGCGAGACAGGAAGAUCAAACAAAAGGAAAGACAAAAAGAAAGACAUCAGCAAAGUUACAGACAACACAGCCUGUUUUCUCAGGAUAAACUUUUGUAAACGUAUUAUUUUAGUUGAAAAAAUCUUUCUGCUUAAUUUUUUUUUAGGAGAAGUUGAAUCUGAAACAAAAUUUAUUUAAAAUGUACGACCUUCAAUACAUGUUUAAGACCUUUUCAACAAAUGAAGAUACAGUUACUGCCUUAGGGAUAAUUAUACUGACCACCAGUACUGUAAAAUGAAAAGGUAAUGUUAGAAACGGUGAAAAUCUUUUAUGAUGUUCUGAUGAUAAAACGAGAGGGGUAUUGCUUAGAUGGAUGUUCUGAUGAUAAAAUGAGAGGGGUAUUGCUUAGAUGGAUGUUCUGAUGAUAAAAUGAGAGGGAUAUUGCUUACAUGUAUGUUCUGAUGAGAAAAAGAGGAGAAUAUGGAUGACUGUAGUAAAUGUAUAAAGUAACUGAUGUGUGACUGAAAAUAUAUUGAUAUAACAAAAGCUUCAUCACAAACCCCUUUUGUAUUCAUGGCAACAACGAUGUGUUCUACCACAAAAAUUCCAUCCAUUGAUAUUUAUUGUAUCAAAUUGCUCAAUAUUUCUUUGUUAAUUCACUUUUAUCAUUAACAAACCAUGAAAAUCCUAUCUGAACUGCGGCUGAUAGUUAAGGAACAGUUUUGUAAGACCCAUUGGUCUAGUAAGUGGUAGGAAUUAGUAACUAAUACCUGGGAGGAAAUGACAACAGCCAGUUGAUAUUUCUGGGGAGGAAAUGACAACAGCCAGUGAAUGUGUGGCAGUUAUAGAUUGAUUGAGGAUGAACAAGUAGAAAAUGGCGGUAAAAUAUAAGAAGAACUGGUAGAGGUUAGGAUGAAUACAUCUGGGGUUUGUGAUGUAAAUACUGAGACAGGGGUCCGAGCUGUUAUAAAUGGUUGACAUAUUUAUUGACGAGAUGAACAAAAUAUGUUUUAUAAAAAAUACAACACGAAGAGGUCCAAAGUGUUUGAAGAAAAGUCCAUUUAUAUUGUCUUGAAGGAAGAAGUGAAAAUCUUAUGCUUUCCUUUCCAAAGGUUAACUGUAUGAUAUAGGUGAUGGAAAUUUCUUUCAUUUGCUUAUAGGACUGAUAAACCUCUGUCCUACAUGUGCUUAUAGGACUGACAAACCUCUGUCCU